Trichoplax adhaerens is the source of this 642-nucleotide messenger RNA. RefSeq lists its product as uncharacterized. The transcript is spliced from 4 exons. The record is from RefSeq and is a predicted model, not a curated record. Bases 1 to 642 code for a protein of 213 amino acids. Lineage: Eukaryota; Metazoa; Placozoa; Uniplacotomia; Trichoplacea; Trichoplacidae.
AUGGCAACUAAUGCCGAUUUGAAUAUUGACCAACGUAUUGAAAAGAGACAGCCCAUAAAUCCCCAAUCGAGAAGGCGAAAAAUACUAGCAAAUGCAAGCAAUCGAUUAAAUUUUAUAUUAGGGGGUGAAAAACCGUCGACUGCAUGCGAUCAUAUCACUCAACCUGCUGGUAAGAGUCAUUCAUCAGCUGACGUUGCAUCCAAGGCAACUGAUUUAUUACAGCAAGAUAAAUUGAAUCAAAGCCAAAAUGAAAUUCCAAAUUUAACUCAAGAUAAUAAUGGUACUGGCAAUGUUAGCCAUGAUACAGUUACUAAAGAAUCACCGAGUUCUAUUCAUGAUCAAUGGCUAGAGAUGAAGAGAAAAUCAUCAGCAUCUUUUGCUUUGCCUUGGACUGGCUUGAUUCAUGUCUGUCUGAUAGUGGGUACUGCAUGCCUCGUCGCAUUGGUCAAGUUGCAUUAUUUUGAUAAUUUCUUACAACACUAUUUAGAUAAGCCUAUCAUUCUUCCCUUUCUUGUGCUAACGUUUCUACUGGUACUAAUGGAUUAUGUUGCAUCGUUUGUUCAUUACAUCAAGACGAAUAGACCAGAUAUAGAAGGCGCUCCAAGUAGUAAAGUAAUAGCAACUAAUGGAAGACCUUUAUAA